AUGUCCCUACUCCACUGGGUUGCUGGCUGGGCCGCCUCCCCAAAGCCAAAAGCCGGGCUGCAGGAGUGCGCGCCGGAAGCGAGCGCUCGGGACAGGCAUCCUCACCCGCGCGCCCCUCCACAGCGCGGCGAGGGUCCGGCGCCCGGCCAGCUGGCCGCGAGGACCGCUUUGGGACAGCUCCGCAGAACGUCAGAGACCCCGCCGGGCACCGGGCUAAUCGGUCCUCCGCAGCCCUGGCCUCUCCUCGGGACGCCGGCGUGCAGCCCCGGCAGCUUCUGCACCAAGCCCCUUUCCUUCUCCGCCCAGCCCUUUAAGGGAGAAAGAAGAAGGCUGCUCCCCCGGGAGCAGCGGGACUGGGGUGGGCCGGGAGCUGGGCGGCAGCACCGCCCCCAGCCCCGGACCGGGCCUCGAGCCGCACACAGGCCGGGCUGCGGAGCGCGAGGCGGGCAGCGGGACCCGGCAGGGAGCCGAGAGGUCGAUUUACAUGACCUCCGGCUACAACUGAGACAGCCGAGGAGGGCACUCCAGUCGUCAGCCGGCCAAACCCACAAUUACAACAACCCUCCCCCUAGUCCCGGUGUGACUGGGGCUCUCCUCCAGAGUGUCCUACGCACAGUUAUCUACAGCUACAACAUGUGUUUGCUCAGAGUGGAUUUUGGGGUGGGGGGGCAAGAAAGCCAGAAGCCCGCCACGCAGAUCUGUCACCGCCUCCGGAACAAGGCACAACUCUCGGAGAGGGGGACGCAUCCUGGGGAUCCGCGCGUCCACCAGCGAGCGGCUGGCGCCCGGGCCCCUUUCUCUACCUCCACUCCCGCUCCGCGUCGGCCCGGCGGAGCGCCCUCCUCCCGCUCCUCCCCCGCCCCUCCCGAGCCAAGUACGGAAACCCGCCCCGGCUGGGCAGCCGUGGCUCCCGGCAGCCCGCGCCCUCUUAGGGCUGCGCUCUCUCGGCUCUCGUCCCUCCGCCUGCCCUCCGGCAGUCCCACAGUCCCAGCUCCGAGAAACUAACCCCGGAGCUGCCCGGAAGGGCCGGAGUGGGAGGCGCUGGGGGCCGGCGCUGGGGCCCAGCCGAGGUUCUGGUCCCCAGCCCGCUCCGAUUCCCCAACAGGUAGCUCACAAACGGGCCGCGCGCUCGCUCUCGCUCUCUCUGCCUCCCUCGCUCUCUAGAUCGCUCGCUCGCUCGCUCGCUCCGUCCCGGUUACCUGGGAGGGCUCCGGGAAGGUACCGCACGGGAGGGCUCCUUGUGCGCAGCGCCGCGGGAGUAAAUGGCAUUAAAGAAAAAGGGAAAGAUACAAAUAAAAAAAAAAUUAAGGAGAGUCGAUGUUAGGUCAAUUAGCACAGACUGGGGAGUAAGGGAGCAUAACCCCAGAACGCCGCGGCCCCGCAGCCCGUUAACUCAAGUCUGCGGGGGUGUCCUGCCCCGGGCCGGGGUGGGGGGAACGCGGAGCGGCAGAAGUUUGCCGCCGGGGUGCCAAGAGGUGCGCGCUGAGCGGGGUGACUAGGGGCUCCCCCUGGAAACAAGUGAAGGCGAUGGUUAGUGCUGUCAAUCUUGGCAAUCAGUGUGCGCGGCCAUGUCGUAAGUAUUCAAAGCAUUUCCCGUCGUGCAACAUCAGAAAGUGAGUGGCCAGGGCAUUGAUCUGAGCGAGGGAGAGGAGGCAGGGCUCCCCUCCCAGACAACACAGGCAAGACGAGACAAGAGGCGAG
This is a messenger RNA of Dipodomys spectabilis (banner-tailed kangaroo rat), 1701 nucleotides long. RefSeq lists its product as uncharacterized. The coding region runs from base 1 to 1005 and encodes 334 amino acids. NCBI's taxonomy places the organism in Eukaryota, Metazoa, Chordata, Mammalia, Rodentia, Heteromyidae. The record is from RefSeq and is a predicted model, not a curated record. The transcript is spliced from 4 exons.